Molecule: messenger RNA, 4758 nt
Organism: Cyclopterus lumpus (lumpfish)
Lineage: Eukaryota; Metazoa; Chordata; Actinopteri; Perciformes; Cyclopteridae
Gene: atxn2
Product: ataxin 2
Exons: 26
Coding region: 555-3935 (1126 amino acids)
Biological process (GO): cytoplasmic stress granule assembly
Cellular component (GO): cytoplasmic stress granule
Molecular function (GO): RNA binding
Source: RefSeq, a predicted model, not a curated record
ACGUUUAUUUGGUGAUAUAGAUUAAAUAUCACCACAUUUGUCUUUUUUUAGCAGAUCAAUGGUUGUCAAAGAACGCAGUGUGGAAAUAUUUGGUGGUCGUUAUUCGUUAUGAGCCGCUACGCCUUUCAUAUAUCCCUCCGCUGUUUUUUGUCCCCUUUCAGACCGUUUUGGUCUUUUCACUGUUAGCAACGGAAAGAACCUGAGAUAGCUGUAAACCUAGUUUUGAGAUAAACGAUUUUUUUGGUUAGGAUUACACAACGUAUUGACCAGAGGUGUAGCACCCCUGUUUAUUUUGGAAGAGUAAUUGGCGCUCGUUGUCUUUUUAAAAUACUAUUUGUUUCGGUUUUAAUAGGAAUUGUAGAGAUUGCUAAUUUAGAUAGCAACUGUUAGCAAGCUAGCUUUCCUAGCAUAGCAUCACCCUCCAAAGGCACGUUAACCUGGUAGCUAGACAGACCUACCGUUGACGUUACGCUGGUAGCUAGACAGCGUUACAUCGUCUAUAAAUUGCGCUGGGAAGCCGGUCGUUUUAAGACGCUGUGUUUUAUGGGAUCGCCAUGUCAAUGAAGGCCGGUGGAAAUCGCAGCAAGCCCGGCGGUGGCAACACCGCUGGUGCCGCCGCCACCGCCUCCGGUGCCGGAGGAAGCGGUGGGGGACGACAGAAUCUGGGCAGGGGAAGACACAGUGGUAAAGGCCCUGCAGCAGUCAUUUUCAAUGGUGUAUACGCAAAUAUGAGGAUGGUCCAUGUCUUGACUUCAGUGGUGGGGACCAAGUGUGAGCUGAAAGUGAAAAAUGGAGCGGUCUAUGAAGGAGUAUUUAAGACAUACGGUCCAGAGUGUGACCUGGUGUUGGAUGCAGCCCACAGAAAGAGCCCAGAGCCGAGCAUAGCUCCCAGGAAAGAGGAUAUUGUGGAGAGCAUCAUAUUCAAGGCCUCAGAUGUUGUAGUGGUGACCUUCAAAGAUGUGGACCUGAAUUUCGCCAGGAAAGUCUCCUCUGACACAGACAACUUCACAGAUGCAGCAGUGAGCGGUAAGAUCAAUGGUGAGCACAAAGAGAAGGAUCUCGAGCCCUGGGACGGAGGAGAGACCCACAACUCUGACAGCCUCGAGUCUCUGGAUACGGACGUGUCAAAUGGCUGGGACCCCAAUGACAUGUUCAAGUACAACGAGGAGAAGUAUGGAGUCUUGUCUACAUAUGACAGCAGCCUGUCCACAUAUACGGUGCCCCUGGAGCGAGACAACUCGGAGGAGUUCCUCAAGAGAGAAGCACGUGCUGCCCAGCUGGCAGAGGAGAUUGAGGCCAGUGCCACAUAUAAGGCUCGUGUGGCCCUGGAGAACGAUGAACGCUCCGAGGAGGAGAAAUAUACUGCUGUCGUGCGUGGCGAGAGGGAGACUCAUACACUUAGCAGAGAGAACAAGUACAUUCCUCCAGGUCAGAGGAACAGGGAGGCGAUGUCCUGGGGUCCGGGACGUCAGAAUUCACCUCGUCUGGCUCAGGGCUCGGCUGGACCCCAAACUCCUCGACCAGGACCUCACGACUACAGUCCCAGCUCCGGUGCCGACCAGAGGGUGGUUAACGGAGGUUCAUCCCAUUGGCCCUCACCCUGUCCGUCUCCUUCCUCCCGCCCCCCUUCUCGUUACCAGUCUGGCCCCUCCUCCCUGCCUCCUCGGGCGACCACGCCCACCCGGCCACCCUCCAGACCCCCCUCUCGACCUUCCAGGCCUCCCUCUCAUUCAUCCCACCCCUCCUAUCCCUCCUCCUCAUCCUCCUUUUCCCACCAUGGGCCCACGUCGCCAGCCUCCACUCUGCCCAAACGCAUGUCUUCAGAAGGCCCACCCAGGAUGUCUCCAAAGUCCCAGCGGACGCCUCGUGCUCACAGAGUGCCACCCUGCCGGACCACUGGAGGCCCAUCAGGAGUAGAUUUGAUUUCCCACAAUGCCCCUGGAGAGGUUCCAGUGACUCCACCAACCAGGAGCAGUUCCUCUGGAGGAACAUGGUCCUCUGUGGUUAGUGGAGCGCACAGACCUCGCUCCCCCCGACAAAAUAGCAUGGGCGGAGCCUCUUCCCUCCCAGCACCCCAGACUGGAACAGCUCCUGUGGAAACGGUUGCUGCAGCAACAUCAGCUUCCUCUCCUACUGCUGCUAGCCCCGCCUCCAACAUGGUUGCCGCUUCAGGAGAUGCUAAAGAGUGUCGUGUCCAUGAGACAAGACAGACAUCCCCCACUGCAAACAAGGAAAACAUCAAGCCCUUGGACAGCUCACCCAGUAUUACCAGAACAGUCUGUAAAGGACCCCCCUCUAUGGCACCAGAUCACAGAAAACAAAUAGAUAAUUUAAAGAAAUUUAGUGUUGAUUUUAGGUUGCAGUCUAGUUCAAACCCAGACCCUGCUUUUGACCAGAUGACCAAGCCUCCUAGAGAUCCAACAGACAAGCCGAAAGAACUUCCCCUGGACAAAGCGUCCAAGGUGGGGCGGGAGGGCACUGAGGACGGUGGUGUAGGGAUCGCUGCUGGCGCCCCCGUUGGGGCCUCUGCUCCAUCCGCCGCGAACGCCAGUAAGCCCGGCAGCCCUGCUGCACUGUCCCUGUCAGCCCCUGACCAAAAGAGGGCGGGACUCGAUGUGACAUCACAGGGAGUUCAGACAACAGCGACGUCCUCAUUCAGUGGACCCAAGCAUGAAGAGAAGGAGGAGAAAAAGGAGGCAGUACAAGAUCAAGUGAGGAAAUCAACCUUGAACCCAAAUGCCAACGAGUUCAAACCCAGGUUCAAUACGCAGCCCAAACCAGCGAACACCCCGACGCCUCCCCGGCCUCAGGGCCAGCCCAGCCCCUCCAUCGUGGUCCAGCAGCCUCAAACCGUCUACGGCCAGACGGUCUGCUUCCCCCAGAUGUAUCCCCUCACACCAGUCAGCCCUGGAGUGCAGAAAAGCAUAAUAUGGAAGUCUCCAGCUAUGUACCAGGUUCAGAUGCCUCAUAUGACAGUCAGCCAGUCUAAACCCUACAGACCAGGUAAAGUUCCCAACAUGCCCCAGCAGAGGUCAGACCAGCACCACCCGCCAGGCACGCCCACCAUGAUGCACCCAGCGUCGGCGGCCGGACCCCCUAUUGUAGCACAGAGCCCUGCUUACUCUGCCCAAUACUUCACCUGCAGCCCGCAGCAGUUCACCAGUCAGCCACUGGUCCAGCAGAUGACCCAUUACCAGUCCCAGGCGCAGCAUGUGUUCAGUCCGGUAAUGCAGGGCAGUGCCAGGAUGAUGGCUCCUCCCACACACGGCCAACCCACGCUCGUCUCUUCCUCAACUACACAGUACCCGGAGCAGACACACACCAUGUAUGUGUCUCAAGGGCCAAUGCCUCAGCAGUACCCCCACCCCAACGCCACCUUGCACCCUCACCCACAGCACCCCCAGCCCUCUGCCACACCUACAGGCCAAGGCCAGCAGGUUGGACAACAACAACAUGGAGGUCCUCCUAACCACCCAGCUGCCAGUCCAGUCCAGCACCAACAGCACCAGCAGGCAGCAGCAGCCGCAGCCCAGGCCCUCCACCUGGCCAACCAGCCCCAACAGCAGCAGAUGUAUUCUGCCUUGGCCCCCACUCCUCCCUCCAUGACCCCGGGGCCCAAUCCCCAGUCUCCCCAGGCAUCGUUCCCCUCUGCCCAGCAGACUGUCUAUAUCCACCCGCAGCAGGUGCAGCACGGCUACAACCACAAUCACAUGGCGCACGUGCAGCAGGCCCAUAUGCAGUCUGGUAUGGUGCAGUCUCACCACCCGGGGCAGACCCACCCCACUAUGAUGUUGAUGGCGACCCAGGGUCCUCCAGGUGGUCCGCAGCCCCCCAUGCCCCAGAAUGCUCUCAACCCCAUACCCGUUUCCUCCACCACACAUUUCUCCUACCUGGCACAUCCACAAGUGCAAGCCCACCACCAGCAGCAGCUGUAGAUGGAGGGCUCCAGUGAGCUGAGGGACCCGCUCUGCGUCACGCAUUCUCAACUAGAGCCUUCAUGACCAGGACGAAGAGAAUUAGAGCCCUCCCUCUCCUCCUUCCUCAUCCUCACCAGACAUGCUUCACAUCAGCUUUUCUCUUUCUUCCCGCCCCCUCCUCUUCCCGCCCAGACUAGGCAAUAAGAGAAUGUUCAUCAGGUUGAUGCAGUGACAUGUUUUAACAAGCUAGAGUUUUAACAGGCAAGACUGCUCAUAUUCAGACCCCCCCCCCAUCCCAUGCAGACAUCUGCCAACACACACACACACACACACACACACACACAGAUGAAUGCAACACAAACCACCCACACGCUUUCAGGGGUCCCAAAUUGCAACUCGAGUCAGCUUGCCAAGUAAGAAGGGAAGGAGAGAAACUAAUCAGUGAGUGAAGAGGAGAAUUCAACUGGAACUCGUAUUUUGUCUACACCUUGUUCUAAAAAAGAAAAAUCUUCCAACAUUUAGACAGUAUUAAUCUUACUGUUUAUUGCUGCUGCUAUGUGCUGUGUUUGUUUCCAGACUACAUGACCGGUUUCUAACCAAACUAAAAAAAAAAAGAAGAAACAUGACAAGAAGCUUCCUGUGAAAUAAACAUGUUUUAGCAGCCGAGAGGACAGGAGAAACGUUAUUUAUGAAAUUCUAAUGGCUGAGGUGAUCAGAUCCCACUUCUCACCUGACCCGUAUGUAACUUUUAAGUUAAAACUUUUACUUUGUAGAUAAUAUAAAUAAUUUAAAAAAUGAGCAAAAAAAAUUUAAAAACAAUAAAAAAGUUUUAAAAACUGAA